GCCUGCGUCCCAGUCUUGCCCUGGUUUCCUGGUGAUAGGGCUUGUCCCGAAACUGCUGAGCCCAGGUGUCAUUGCAUUUUGAUCUUGAUAUUUGGAAUCACAUUGCAAAGGGAACUCAUUGUGGGGAUGUACCCAAGUUUUGCCAUGUUGCAGGUAGCUUUGCCAAGGUUGUGUUUUGGAUGGAACUGCCUGGGUGAUAAAGAACAUUUGGGCCCAUCUAACGUUGCAAACGAGUCAAAAUCAGGACUAUCCAGGGGGAAAGCAGAUGUUGUAACUCUAUCCUCUCUCUCAGUCCCAAGGACUGUCUACUGCUCCUAGGUUCAGCACCUCAAGACAAACACUAAUGUGGAUUCCAGACUCCUUUUUUUCCAGUUUACUGAGUGGAAGAAUUUCAACACUUAAAGAUGAAACUGGUGCUAUAUUUAUUGAUAGAGAUCCAGCGGCAUUUGCACCCAUUUUAAAUUUUCUUCGUACAAAGGAGCUAGACUUACGGGGAGUGAGUAUUAAUGUUCUCAGGCAUGAAGCUGAAUUUUAUGGAAUCACUCCUUUAGUAAGAAGACUACUCUUAUGUGAAGAGCUGGAACGCUCAUCAUGUGGCAGUGUCCUUUUUCACGGCUAUCUGCCUCCACCAGGCAUUCCCUGUCGUAAAAUAAACACUACUGCUGGGCCAUGUAUUGACGUUAGAACAGGUCAGAACUACUCUGAAGGUGAAGUUCGAGGAGGUAGUGUCCAACCUACACUUGCUGGUACUGGGGAAGGCACAGUCAGGCUAGGAUUUCCUGUGGAUCCACGAAAGGUUCUGAUAGUAGCUGGCCACCAUAACUGGAUUGUAGCUGCAUAUGCCCAUUUUGCUGUUUGCUAUAGAAUCAAAGAAUCUUCAGGAUGGCAACAGGUUUUCACAAGUCCAUAUCUGGAUUGGACUAUCGAACGAGUGGCUCUGAAUGCCAAGGUCGUUGGAGGUCCACACGGGGACAAAGAUAAGAUGGUUGCUGUUGCCUCUGAGAGUAGCAUCAUCCUGUGGAGCGUUCAGGAUGGUGGUAGCGGUAGUGAAAUUGGAGUGUUCAGUCUUGGAGUCCCUGUAGAUGCCCUCUUCUUCAUUGGCAACCAGCUGGUGGCUACUAGUCAUACUGGGAAGGUGGGAGUGUGGAAUGCUGUGACUCAGCACUGGCAGGUUCAGGAUGUUGUCCCUAUCACCAGCUAUGAUACUGCUGGAUCUUUCCUACUCCUGGGCUGUAACAAUGGCUCUAUAUAUUACAUCGAUAUGCAGAAGUUUCCCUUGCGAAUGAAGGAUAAUGAUCUUCUGGUGACAGAACUUUAUCAUGAUCCCUCCAAUGAUGCCAUUACAGCACUCAGUGUCUACCUCACACCCAAGACAAGUGUAAGUGGUAAUUGGAUUGAGAUUGCAUAUGGCACCAGCUCCGGAGCAGUAAGAGUGAUUGUACAGCACCCUGAAACAGUUGGGUCAGGCCCUCAACUUUUUCAGACCUUUACAGUUCAUCGAAGUCCUGUUACAAAGAUCAUGCUGUCUGAGAAACACCUUGUGUCAGUUUGUGCCGACAACAACCACGUUCGGACAUGGACAGUGACUCGAUUCAGAGGAAUGAUUUCCACACAGCCAGGGUCUACUCCCUUAGCUUCAUUCAAAAUCUUGUCCUUGGAGGAAACAGAGAGCCAUGGUAGUUACUCUUCUGGAAAUGACAUAGGACCAUUUGGAGAGCGUGAUGAUCAACAAGUGUUCAUCCAAAAAGUUGUUCCCGUCACUAAUAAACUCUUUGUCAGGUUGUCUUCUACUGGGAAAAGAAUAUGCGAGAUCCAGGCCGUCGACUGUACUACAAUUUCUUCGUUUACUGUACGAGAAUGUGAAGGAUCCAGUAGGAUGGGCUCAAGACCACGACGUUACCUCUUUACAGGUCAUUCAAAUGGCAGUAUUCAGAUGUGGGAUUUGACCACAGCGAUGGACAUGGUUAAUAAAAGUGAAGAGAAGGAUGUAGGGGGUCCGACAGAAGAAGAGCUGCUUAAGUUGCUUGAUCAGUGUGAUCUGAGCACCUCACGCUGCGCGACUCCUAACAUCAGUCCAGCAACUUCAGUAGUUCAGCAAAGCCGUCUGCGGGACUCAAGCUCUAGCCUCCAGUUACAGCACCAUGAAACCAUCCAUGAAGCUGCUACGUAUGGCUCAGUAAGGCCAUAUAGAGAGAGUCCUUUAUUAGCCAGGGCAAGACGGACUGAGAGCUUUCACAGUUACAAGGACUUUCAGACUUUUAAUAUGAACAAUAAUAUGGUGGACAAGGCUGUCCCUGAGACUGGCAAUCUGAGUCCAGUACAAGCUGAAAUGAAGAAGGCAGCAGGUGAGAGCAACCCAACAGACAAAAAGGCAACAGUACUUGAAGUAAGAGCUACUAGAAUAUCAUCAGAUGCUGGGGCAGAGGUUCCGAAAGUGCCCGAAAGCUCUUCAGAAGUGAAGAAAAGAGGGCCAGAUGAUGAAAGUGAGAACAAAGUAGAGAAUAAAAAGAAAAGUGGGUUUGAUGGAGGUGUGUUCCUGGGAAGAAAGAAGGUACCUCCUCUGGUGUCUUCACCAAUUAUUGUGGAAGGAGGGCCUGAAUCCCCCGGUACAGCGUCCCCAUCACCCACAAAGACUACCACUUCUCCACGCCACAAGAAGAGUGACUCUGCCGGCCAAGAUUACAGCUUGUGAAAAUGCUAAACGUGAUGUACAUUUGUUUUCAAGGGUUCAGAUGAAAGUUUAACACUUAACUGGAUGUAACUUUUACACUACAGAUUUAUCCUUUAAAAAGGCUUCAUUUGAGUGUCUCUAACUGAAAGAGUUAAAACUGUAAUAAGUUUUCAUAGUGCAUCUCAGCAACUUGGGUUUACAGCACAACCAGCAAAUAUACUCUAAAUUGAUGUACUUCGUUUUCAUAUUGUAUAAAGCCAAACAAUACUUGGUACAAAACACUGAUGUAAAAUCCUGUUUUAUGCAGUCCAGCAUGCACUACAGUAUUUAUCUUAGGAAGAGUUUUAUAGGUAACUUUCUAAGUCCCAUUACUGGACCUUACCUUUGCACUCACCAAAAUAUUAAAUGUCUGUCACCUGCUUACUGGCCCUUAAAGUUACCAUGAAUAUUAUUUGCAGUUCCUUGGGUCACCUAUCGUGCCCUUUCACCUCCUUCAAGUUAAUAGAAAAUUAGCUGGGUGCUAAAAGCUAUCUCAUCACUUAGAAAAGCUUCUCUUGCUGAAGUCUGCCUUGUUUGUAGAGCAACGAUGUUGUUUUUCAGUAUUGAUAAAUUUGACAUUUAUGUGCUGCCAUUCUUUUGUUUAUGAAACACAUUCAGAAAGUCUUUAUGCUUACAGAUGCUCUAAAACAUUAUUUUCCAUAUCUUGGUCCUAAUAUUAAAAUGCAAAGGAAUGUUA
This is a messenger RNA of Mauremys reevesii (Reeves's turtle), 3407 nucleotides long. RefSeq names its product potassium channel tetramerization domain containing 3 (gene KCTD3). The transcript has 18 exons. The record is from RefSeq and is a predicted model, not a curated record. Gene Ontology annotation, biological process: protein homooligomerization. Gene Ontology annotation, molecular function: protein binding. NCBI's taxonomy places the organism in Eukaryota, Metazoa, Chordata, Testudines, Geoemydidae. The coding region runs from base 344 to 2692 and encodes 782 amino acids.